Molecule: messenger RNA, 1352 nt
Organism: Cuscuta epithymum
Lineage: Eukaryota; Viridiplantae; Streptophyta; Magnoliopsida; Solanales; Convolvulaceae
Source: the annotation of a GenBank genome assembly
CUCCCACGAGCAUAAGUUUUUUUUUUCCUCCCAAUCAUGGCUAUCACUGCCGAUACUGCCGUCCUUCCACUCACUGCCACCGCCAAUUUUCCCAUCAAACUCACCUCUUCCAACUUCCCUGUUUGGAAAUGCCAAGUUCAUGCCGCUCUUAUCGGCCUCGGACUUGACGGAUACGUUGAUGGUACCAUCACCAUCCCAGAUCAAUUUAUUGAUGUGGCCAAAACACGUAUCAAUCCGUGUUAUACCAUCUGGUAUCGCCAAGACAAAACUAUUCUCAGUGCUCUAAUUGGUAGCUGCUCCGACACCAUUCAACCAAUUAUCUCAUCGGCCGCAACUGCACGUCAAGCAUGGGAUAAACUAGCUCUCACAUAUGCUAGUACAUCUCGUGGUCGCAUCAUUUCGCUAAAAACUACGCUAGCCCGGACAACCAAAGGUGCCCGCUCGGUCACAGAAUACAUGGCAGAGAUGACCGCUAUUGCCGAAGCACUUGCUCUUGCCCAGAGUCCGAUUUCUGAAGAGGACCUGGUAAUCAAUAUUCUUAAUGGCCUUGGGUCCGAUUACACGGAUCUUACAUCCGCCAUACGUGUACGCCCGACUGCCCUUCCCCUGGCAGAACUCCAAACUAUUUUACUUGAGCAUGAAAAUCGUGUGCAUGAGGCAGCCUCCACUACUUCAACGUUACUUCCUACGGCCCAUGCUACUCAAACCACAGAAAGAAUUUACAACUCUUCUCCCACUCAAGAUAGGAGGUCUCAUCCAAAUGCUGAGCGUCGUGGCAGUAAUCCUCGUAGAGGGCGAGGUGGCCACAAUUAUGGCUAAUCAAGAUUUGGACAAUCCCCAAUUAUCUGCCGAUUUUGUGAUAAUUCGGGUCAUGACGUCAAAAAUUGCCGGAAACUUCAGAGGUUCCUUCGUGAUAAUCAGGUGCCUCACCCGUCUCAGCACAUAAGCCCGACAGUUCAUCACGUCGCUACAACAUCCAAUGCCUCUAUUCAGCCCUGGAUGUUUGAUAGUGGUGCUUCUCACCAUGUUACUUCUGAUCCCACCACACUUCCUAAUUAUGCUGAUUAUGGCGGUCCUGAUGCAGUUCGUCUUGGGGAUGGAUCGGGUUACGGGGGCGCCACUUCUACGCGGGGAGAACAUUAAUGAUGUUUACUAUGCUUCAGCUAGCCAGUUGUCCCAGAUUAAUAAUACUCAGCUCACAGUUGUGUCUCGGUGGCACCAUGCCUUGGGCCACCCCUCCACUCGUGUUUUUAAUUCUUUAGUUAGCCAAAAUAAAAAUGUUAUUUCUUGCAAUCCUUCUUCUGAAUUCCAUUGUAUGUCGUGUUCUAUUAAUAAAAGUACUAAAUUACCAU